AUGACUGAUUUUUGUGAAUCACAAAAUUUAAAUAUUGAUAAAAGAAAUGGUACAUGUUCGCUAUUAAUAUAUACUAAUACACAGGCUGCAUGGCGAGGACGUCAAUUCCAAUCGCAAAUCCUAAAAUUAAGAUCACUUUCCAGCAAUUACGACACGACAUCAUACUACGAGAUCGACAUCAGUGGCCUCUUUGCGGGAUCGAUAAGUUCGGAUAAUUUUAUUCAAGGAUCAAGACCACUUGGCGGGAUCGAUAUAAACGAAUUUUCUUUCAAGAUUCAUGAUCAUUUUGCAACGGAAUCGAACUUUAACAAACGAUCAAGACUUCUUGACGGGUUCGAUAAUAUCAGAUAG
Molecule: messenger RNA, 351 nt
Organism: Funneliformis mosseae
Lineage: Eukaryota; Fungi; Glomeromycota; Glomeromycetes; Glomerales; Glomeraceae
Source: the annotation of a GenBank genome assembly